UUGCUGUUAAUUGAUAUCAUUCUUAUGCUACUUGCAGAUAUUCUGUAGACAAUGGCUGACGGUGAGGACAUCCAGCCUCUUGUUUGUGACAAUGGAACCGGAAUGGUCAAGGCUGGUUUCGCCGGAGAUGAUGCACCAAGGGCUGUUUUCCCUAGCAUAGUUGGCCGCCCUCGGCACACUGGUGUUAUGGUAGGAAUGGGACAGAAGGAUGCCUAUGUUGGUGAUGAGGCACAGUCCAAGAGAGAUAUCCUCACGCCGAAAUACCCAAUCGAGCAUGGUAUUGUGAGCAACUGGGAUGACAUGGAGAAGAUCUGGCAUCACACUUUCUACAACUAG
This is a messenger RNA of Lolium rigidum, 336 nucleotides long. RefSeq names its product actin-7-like. The transcript has 2 exons. Bases 52 to 336 code for a protein of 94 amino acids. NCBI's taxonomy places the organism in Eukaryota, Viridiplantae, Streptophyta, Magnoliopsida, Poales, Poaceae. The record is from RefSeq and is a predicted model, not a curated record.